GCACACGUUGCUAUAAAACACGCGGGCAGGGUUUGGGCAGCAGUGGAUUUGUCCUGUUGAAUUUCCUCAUUGAGCACUGAAUACUGAAAAUGUCCGGUCGUGGAAAGAAAGUCGCCGCCGUUAAGGCCAAGUCCAGCAUGACUCGUUCUUCCCGCGCUGGUCUACAAUUCCCUGUCGGUCGUAUCGCCCGCUUGCUGCGCAAAGGCAACUAUGCAAAGCGCAUUGGAAGCGGGGCGUCCGUCUACCUGGCUGCCGUGAUCGAGUACCUGUGCGCCGAGAUUUUGGAGUUGGCUGGUAACGCCAGCAAGGAUAACAAGAAAAGGAGGAUCUCACCCCGUCACAUCCAGCUCGCUGUUAGGAACGACGAGGAGCUCAACACCCUGCUCGGAGGGGUAACGAUCUCGGAGGGCGGUGUACUUCCAAACAUCCACGCUCAGCUGCUACCCAAGAAGACCAUGAGGGCUGACACAAGCAAAGAUGUGAAUUCCCAAGAGUUUUAGGUGUUUUUUU
Molecule: messenger RNA, 510 nt
Organism: Alosa alosa (allis shad)
Lineage: Eukaryota; Metazoa; Chordata; Actinopteri; Clupeiformes; Clupeidae
Product: histone H2A, sperm-like
Exons: 2
Coding region: 90-500 (136 amino acids)
Cellular component (GO): nucleosome
Molecular function (GO): structural constituent of chromatin; protein heterodimerization activity; DNA binding
Source: RefSeq, a predicted model, not a curated record